GGGAAACUGCGUGACAACAAGAUGGCGGCGCCGCGGGACGGCUCCGUGGCUCUGCGUGGGAGUACCUGACGGCUAGAAUCUAGAGUGAGAACUAUGAGCUCACCUCUGGCCUCCCUCAGCAAGACCCGGAGAGCGCCCCUGCCGUCAGAGACUGUGAUUCCUGGGAGACGUGUGAUAAGAAUCUACGGAGAUGGACACAGGUUGCUUCACUGUGGCCGGGGCCCAGGGCCUGCGUUUCCUCUGGGCUUCGGCCCCAGAGCAGUGAUCUGGGCAUCCCUGUCUGCAGAAGAUGAGGUGGAUAUGCUGAAUGAUGGACAUGGCUCGGAAGAAAGGAUCCCUGUCCCUUCCUGCUAUGGAAGCAUAGGUGCCUCUGUGAGUAGACAAGGCCUUGCAUCCCAUGACUCAGACCUGAUGGUCUCCAUGACGAGGAAGUUGCAGGAUCUAGAGCAGCAGGUGAAGAGCCAAACUGCUGAGAUGCUGUCCAAGGAUCAGAAGAUAUUGGCCCUGGAGGACUUGGUGCAGAGCCUCCAGCAACACCAGGGUGAGGUGACCCUGCAGCGGCAAGAGGAGCUGGAGACGAUGUGCAUGCAGCUGCAGCGGCAGGUCGGAGAGAUGGAGCGUUUCCUCAGUGACUACGGCCUGCAGUGGGUGGGCGAGCCCAUGGACCAGGAGGACUCGGAGGUCAAGACAGACUCAGAGGAAGGCGAGAGAGACUGGAAGACGACCAAGAAGUUCUGGAAGCCAGGUGGUCACUUCAGGAGAUGCUCAGGCCACUGCCCAGCAUGGGGAGGAGACGGGCUGCAGCAGCCAGGGAGAGGGGCUCAUGGGUGCCCAUCCUCUUUGCCAGGGGACUCGGUGGUGCCCCCUGAAGUAGACUUUGACAGGCUGCUGGCCAGCCUGAAGGACCUCAGUGAGCUGGUGGUCGAGGGCGAGACCCAGGUGACUCCGGUGCCCGGGGGGGCGCGGCUCCGUGUCCUUGAGCCCAUCCCGCUGAAGCUUUACUGGAACGGCAUCAUCAUGUUCGAUGGGCCCUUCCGGCCCUUCUACGAUCCCUCCACGCAGCGCUGCCUCCGAGACAUCUUGGAUGGGUUUUUCCCUUCAGAGCUCCAGCGGCUAUACCCUGAUGGCGUCCCCUUUCAGGUGAGUGACCUGCGCCAUCAGAUCUACCCAGAGGAUGGGCUGGGCCCGUUCCCAGGUGAGGGCCGCGUGGUGGGCCGGCAGAGGAUGCGCAAAACCUCGGACAGGAUGGAGCACUCAGGCUCCAGGAUGACAGCUGAGAAGUUUCUGAACAGGCUCCCCAAGUGUGUGAUCCGGCAAGGCGAGGUGAUUGACAUCCGGGGCCCCAUCCGGGACACCCUGCAGAACUAUUGCGCAUUUCCUGCUCGGAUCCAAGAAAUUGUGGUGGAGACACCGGCCCUGGUUGCGGAGCGUGAGAGGAGCCAGAAGUCCCCUGGGACGCCAGCACCCCCUCUCUGCAUGCUGCGCAUCAAGUCCGAGAAUGGUGAGCAGGCCUUCCUGCUAAUGAUGCGGCCUGAGGACACUGUGGGCGACGUGCGUGCCCUGCUAGCGCAGGCCAGGGCCAGGGAUGCCACCGCCUGCGAGAUCUUCAGCACGUUCCCUCCCACGGUCUACGACGACAAUGGGCUCACGCUGCAGGCCGCAGGCCUGGUGCCCAACGCGGCGCUGAUGCUGCGGGCACGCCGGGCCCCGCCGUCUGCCCCCGAGGCUCUCCCCAGCCUCAGUCCCGGCCCGGGACUCGGUCCCAGCCCGGAAUAAAGCGCCCGCCCCGA
Choloepus didactylus (southern two-toed sloth) is the source of this 1790-nucleotide messenger RNA. RefSeq names its product UBX domain protein 11 (gene UBXN11). The coding region runs from base 94 to 1776 and encodes 560 amino acids. The record is from RefSeq and is a predicted model, not a curated record. Lineage: Eukaryota; Metazoa; Chordata; Mammalia; Pilosa; Megalonychidae. Gene Ontology annotation, molecular function: ubiquitin binding. The transcript is spliced from 15 exons. Gene Ontology annotation, biological process: proteasome-mediated ubiquitin-dependent protein catabolic process.